CACAUGUCCGCCGGCAAACGUUCUUGAACUUUCCUCUUCCAAAAAUUCCUAUAUAGCUUGUCAUCAAGGACAUUGCUGUCUCAGUCUUCUACCGCCACCAUAACCAUGUUGCGUGUCGGUUUAUCCUCGUCCGCUCGUCCUUUCUUCCUCGCAAAUUUUGCACGGCAAGCUCGCCAACCAAUUUGGCCUGCAGCUCGUCAAUUCAGCAGCUUCAGGACUAAUGGCGUACUUCAAACGCUCCAGAAGCGCUCCAAUCUGUUUUCCCGAGGAAGCCUAUUGUCAUCCUCGCGCUCCUACAUGUCCGACUCCCCGACAAUUCAGACUUCAAAAGCCUUUUCGUGGCGGAGAUUCGCAUUGACGGCGGCCGGAGUCGCCGGAGCUGUGGUUGUUAUUGAAGGCGUUUUGAAUCGAGAGACUCGUGAUGGGUUGUCAGCCGGAGAGCAGGCCUUGCUGCACGACAGCUUCAAAUACACAGGUGCAGGACUCGUCCUCACUGCCCUCACCGCUAGGGCUAUGUUCAAAUCAGGCUUUGCUGUCCGAGUGAUGACUGCUAAUCCCUGGCUGGUGUUGGGUGUCAGUUUAGUCGGAGGUAUUGGGACUAUGAUGGGCACCAUGUACACAUCGCCAGAAAACACUGUUCAGAAGCACCUCCUCUGGGGGGCUUUCAAUGUAUGCCAAGCUGCCACUCUUAGCCCAAUGUUCUUCUUUUCCCCCGCCAUUCUGUCGAGAGCGGCAUUGUACACUUGCGGAAUUGUUGGUUCGCUCUCUUAUGUCGGGGCUACUGCGACAAACGACAAGUAUCUAAACCUGGGCGGUCCCCUCCUAGCCGGUAUUACUGUUGUCGCACUUAGCUCUUUAGCACCGAUGGCUCUGCCUCUUGGUAUGCGUGGUCUAGCUGUCACCGAAACUAUCUCUCUGUAUGGCGGAUUGGCACUGUUCGGUGCUUUCGUGCUCUACGAUACUCAGAAAAUUCUCCUCCACGCCCGCAUGGUUGAGCAAGGCAGAAUGAUGGUUGAUCCCAUAAAUGAAGCCCUCGGCCUUGAGUUGGACAUGAUCAACAUAUUCAUCCGACUUGUCCAGAUUUUGUCCAUGCAAAAUAACAGAAAAAAGUAAACAAAGGACUCCAUGGAUCCUCAUUGUAUCAUAUUAUCAAAUAUC
Molecule: messenger RNA, 1158 nt
Organism: Guyanagaster necrorhizus
Lineage: Eukaryota; Fungi; Basidiomycota; Agaricomycetes; Agaricales; Physalacriaceae
Product: Bax inhibitor family protein
Exons: 8
Coding region: 106-1113 (335 amino acids)
Cellular component (GO): mitochondrial inner membrane
Source: RefSeq, a predicted model, not a curated record